Messenger RNA from Aspergillus terreus NIH2624, 2604 nucleotides. RefSeq lists its product as uncharacterized. NCBI's taxonomy places the organism in Eukaryota, Fungi, Ascomycota, Eurotiomycetes, Eurotiales, Aspergillaceae. The record is from RefSeq and is a predicted model, not a curated record. Gene Ontology annotation, cellular component: fungal-type vacuole membrane. The coding region runs from base 1 to 2604 and encodes 867 amino acids. The transcript has 5 exons.
AUGGCUGAUGAGGCAAGGACGCCUCUGUUGAGCGAGGACGACUCGACAUCCUCCCGACGUCGAUCGUCCUCGACAGACAAGCAUGCAUCGACUGAAUCAACUCAACUACCUCCGCCGUUCGAGCUGUCGAAUGAAUCAACUCCCCUCCUACAUCGUCGCGACGAUGACUUGGCUGCGUACGGCGGUACCCAACACCCAAGACGUCGUUCGUCGGUAUCUCAAGUAUCUUCCAUUGGGGAAUCAUUUACCAAACAACGUGGACGCGUUCGAUGGCCGCUAUUCUGCGUUGCGCUUGCAUUGUUAGCUGUUUUGGCAAUCCUCUUGUUUGCCUUCGUCGCACCGGCCAUGGUAGAAGAGUAUGUGAAAGAGGCGGCCAUAUUCAGACCCACGAAUGUCUCAAUCGAGUCGGCGACUUCCAAUGGGAUACGAACCAGGGUGCAAGGCGACUUUACGCUUGAUGCAAAACGAGUGCACAAACGUUCGGCGCAGGCGUUAGGUCGUUUCGCGACUUGGAUUGGCAGGGAGGUCGAGACGGGGGAUUCGGAGACCCGCGUGUAUCUUCCGGAAUAUGGAAAUGUUCUUGUCGGCUCUGCGUCGCUACCCUCGAUGAAACUGGAUAUCCGGAAUAGCCACGUGAACCAUCUCGACUUCACUGCGGACGUGAUAGCGGGUGAUAUCCCCGGGAUUCGUGCCGUGGCCAUGGACUGGUUAGAAGGGAGGCUCGGUCAUCUGCGAAUCAAAGGAGCAGCAACGUUACAUCUCAAGUCAGGUAUAUUGUCCUUGGGUGAACAGACGCUUUCGGACUCCGUCACAUUAGAAGCGAGUGAUUUCCCUUCAAUUCCCGACGUUAAAAUUGCGAAAUUUAAUGUGCAUGAUGCCGACACCCCUGGUAAAAAAGGGGGUCUGGCGGUGGAUGCCUCCGUCUCUGCCCAGGUCGACUCUCCUUUCACUCUUACUGUUCCGCCCCUUGGGUUCGAGAUCCUCGUGCCAAAUUGCUCCCCAGAUGAUCCAUACAUCUCUAUAGCGGAAGUGACGACAAAAGACUUCCCUGUUAAUCCAGGGCAAGCGACUUUCAUUGACAUCUCGGGAUUUAUUCGUGGCAUCUCGGAUGAGCUUACAAAGACUUGUCCGGGAAAGAAGAAAUCUCCCCUAGACUUCUUAGUCAAGAGCUAUAUCCAAGGUCUUCGCACGACUGUCUAUGUCCGUGGGGCUGAGGUCCCUUCCCUGAAUACCCCUGACUGGGUGACGGAUAUCCUCAAGAGCGUGACCGUUCCGUUGCCCUUCACCGGACACGCCCUGGAUGAUUUAGUCCGCAAUUUCACCAUGACCGAUGUGCACUUCUCUUUGCCUGACCCUAUUGCUGAUCCAGAGUCACCGGAGUCCCAACCAAGGGUGUCUGCCUUGGUGAAGGUUCUCGUUGGAUUGCCGAAACAUGUAAACCUUCAUAUCGAUGUGCCCCGUGUUCGCGCCCUUGCCGACGUUUUCUACCACGAGAAGAAGCUUGGCGUCUUGAAGUUGCCAAAAUGGGUGCCUGCAAACUCCACUCUUCUGGAUGAUGUGGAUGGUGCUCCUGCUUUGUUCGUGGAUUUUGCUAUGAAAGACGCACCGCUUGACGUCACAGAUGAGGAUGUCUUGACUGAAAUCCUACAGACAUUGCUUUUCGAGGGCAAGUCAGUUGAGUUGUCUAUUUCGGCGAACGUCGACGCAGAAGUUGCUACAGGCCUCGGCAAGUUUGCUAUUCGAGGGAUACCGGGAGAAGGUGUUAUCAGUGUCAAACCACCGUACGGUCGUUUCCUUGACCACUUUGGUGCUCAGGUAGAAUCUUUGAAGCUAGGAGCUUCAACUGCCUCAUCCCUCACGAUAGAAACGACGCUCAACGUUACCAACCCUACAGAAUAUUCGGCUACUGUGCCAUUUGUGGACCUCAGGAUGCUUUAUAAUGCGACGAGAGUUGCCCAUGUUACAGCCCGCAAUCUUUCCAUCGUUCCAGGCGUAAACUCCGGUCUCUCUGUCGACCUUCAGUGGAGUCCAUUCGACCUAGAUGGCCAGGAUGGUGCUAAUGCCGGGCGGGAAUUGGUCUCCCAAUAUAUAUCAGGCGCCAACACCAGCGUGACUAUCCAAACUUAUGAGGGAACGUUCCCAGCGUUACCGAAGAUUGGCCAAGCACUAUCUAGACUGGGACUGGAAAUUCAGAUCCCUCGGGUGCCUGUCCCUGGAAACCCUAAUAAUGGCAAGGACCAGGGUUUCAUCCAAGAUGCUACGCUCCAUCUGUGGUCAUCGACGGCUGAAUUCACCUUAUCCUCCCCAUUCCCCAAUACGACCAUGGAGAUCACGUCAGUAGAAGCCAACGCUUCUUACCAAGAGCACGAGGAAGUGGGCAAGAUACAUUAUUAUCAGCCUUUCCAGGUCCCUCCGGGCCUUUCGCGGACUCCACGGUUACCCGUCGAACUGAACAUGACCGGCGUCGGCUAUGAUGCGGUGAAAAAGGCUCUUGGAGGCUCUUUGGAGUUGGAUGCAACAGCUAGAGUUGGUGUUCAGAUUCAGCACUACAGCGAUACUAUAUUAUAUCGCGGGAAAGGGAUCGAUUCCCGAGUUCAGCUUUGA